CUGCUAGGAACCACUGAAAGAGUGAAUUGCAAAUUUUCAACAGAGUAAGUCAUUCAGUUUUGCCUAGAAAGAGCUGUGUGAGUCAGUCAGUGAUUAUAUUCAGUCAUGGAAAUGGAGGUCGAAUCUAUCGACGACAAGGAAGAAAUUAGACACAAAAAACUGGGGUUUCGUCCCCAGAAGGAAUUGAUAUUUAACAAGUUUCUUCCUUACUCGGAUGGAAUCGACGAGGAAUCCCAAUCAUUCCUUAUUGAAAUCAAAUUGAAUUUGUCCAGAGCAGUCUUAUUUCGUGAAUUGAGGCCAGGAGUUGUGACAUGGACUGGUAGGCUGAUUCGUUACAUUAAUUUGUAUGGGCUCAAGUUUAGUAAAGAAGAUCACAUCAAGUUCAUCAAGCUCUAUUAUGAUCUCAUCAUUAUGCCUGGAUUGGAAGCCUCCAUGAUUUCUCUGUUUGCCAGCACUUUAAGUAGUUUGCUAAAGAAGCAAUACUUGAUCAGUCCAGCAGAGCUCCAGCUUCCAUGGAAACCCCUUUACAAAUUAAUGAAGACAAUUCUUGACUCCCCGUAUGAAGAUGUUGGCCUGUAUUUUAUUCCGGCUUCCAUGGAUUCAGUAUUGAGAACUGUAGUGAAGCUGUGCCGUGAUUACUUCCAUAUUGGAGCAACAGAAGAAAUGUUGGCAGAAUGGAGACCUCUGCUUUGUCCCUUUGACAUGACAAUGCCCAUGGGUGUUAGCUUACUUGCAGCUUUCUUACCAACUAAAAUUGAGCCCAAGAACCAUCAGCAGGGUCAUCUUCUCUGGUUUGAUGAGUUUAUGGGUCUUUGGAAGAUGUGCCACAACAAACCAAGCUGGGAAUUUGAUUUUUUGCUCCUGUUCUCCCGGCUUGCAGAUAACAAUAUUGGCUAUAUUAACUGGGAGCCUGUGAUGCCAUUGAUGUUCUCCAAAAUUCUGAAUAAUUUUGGUUUACCAGUUGGUUACAGGCAUCAGAGAGGACAAAUUGGUCACAAAUUUGAUCUUGGAGCAGUUGUUACAUGGAUUGUUGCCUCACUUGGAGGUGGUAGCAAUUGCCAAGAUCAUUUAGAUGCAUUAUUUAAAGCUAUCAACAGUUACUACCAUCCAUCCAAUGUUGGUACGUGGCACACGAAACUCAACGAUUUUUUGCGCCGUCUGCCUGCAGCUUUUGUAAAACGACUUCAUCGAGAGCGUUCCAACAAGAAAAGUUGGUUAACUCCAACUCCGGAAAAUGCAAAACUGACAGAAACAGACAUCACUCGUUUCGUAGAAAGCGUUCUUCCAGUGGCCUUACUCGCAAUGUUUUCGCGGGCUGGAGCAUAUGAAGCUAGUAUCGCCUUUCAUCAACUGGCUCAGUUGAGACCAGAAUUAGUAAUUCCUCCUAUUCUCGAAAGACUCUAUUCGGCAUUGGAUACAGUUACUGAACCACAUCGAUUGACGGCAGCCUUGCAAUGCCUAGUUUCUGUGAUUCGACCCUUAGUUAGCGGGGGUGAAGCUUAUCCAGAAGGACCCUCCCACGUCCUCCCACUUUUGAUGGCUUGUCUUCCGGCCAUUGAUCCUAAUGAUAUCCGUAAAACUUUGGUCACUUUUCAAUUAGUAACAUCCAUCGCUACCUUAGUGCCUUUCACCGACUGCUCGGAUGCCAUAGCACAACGUUCGGAUUUGACAGAGGAAGAAGAGAAAGUUUGUUCGGCCACUGCUGGAUUUGAGGACUUUUUUCUGCAGUUUAUCGACCGCUGUUUCAAUUUAGUGGAAAGCAGUUCUCUCGAACAAACUCGCUUAGACAAGGCAAAAAAUGUCGAGAAAAUGACACGAGAAGAAUCUUUACUGGAAGUUGGUCUUUCGUCUACUAUAGCCUCGCUUUCCAUGCAAUGCUCGGCGGAUAUUUUCGAUGUUGCCUUGAAAAAGUUGUAUUCAUUUGUCGGCGGUCGUGCCUUCGAACCACAUGUCGCAGGGAAGUUUGCAGCUCACGUCGUUAGCUCAGUUGCAAAAGUUAAUGCGGCUAAGGUGCUGCAGAUAUUUUUGCCCAAUCUACUACUGUCUUUGGGUAACGCCUUGGCUUCCGAUGAUGUUCUCGAAGAAGAACGUCUAGAAGACGAACUCAUGUUCAACUUACUUCUGUUAUCUGAAUUGAUGCGAUGUCCCGGAAAUUUUUUGCUUCCAUUUGCUGAACAAUUAAUUCAUGUGCUGGAUCGUGCGUUGUUGCUUAAAGCUCGAGAAGCCUAUUUAUCUUCUGGUGCCGUGCUCAAUAACUUGUUGAAAAGCUUGACAACAAUUUAUCCAACGGAUUUCCGUAGCAUCGCUGAAGCGUAUGAUCGGUCCUUGGCGGAAUAUUUACCCAUUCGUGACUGGGGCAAGCCUGGAGAUCUCAACAAUCUUCAGAUCAAGUGGCAUUUCCCAAGCAAAGAAGAGCGUUUAUUAGCAGAGAAACUUCUGCGAAGAUAUUUAGAAACAAACCUGAACAAACUUGAUGAGCAUGUGGAUCAAAUCAAUACACUCUCCAGAGAAGCUCUUCAACGGACGCUUAGCCACACACUAGACUGUAUUUUAGGUGCUGGAGCAGUUCUUCCCCCGUGGCAAGAAGAGCCUAUUUCAAUGGCAGAAUCAAGAGUGAAAUUGACUCUCCCUCUUCAGUUUUCCCAUGCUGAUGCAGAAAAUUGGCAGAUAUCUUUUUCAAAUGGCAAACAUAUUCGAUUAACUGUCGCCCAAACGCUAUUCCGAGUUGUACGUCAUCUUCUCUCCACUGGAUCGGAUGAUACGUUUGCACUUUUCGGUACCAUUUCCAUAUGCCAGAUGCUUCUGUUCCAUUAUGGUGUCUUGAAAGAGGAUUUCGAAACCCACCAAAAGAAUUUUCAAAUGGUGAAAAGAGUACUCGGCAGCAAUUUGAUUGGUCGCAAAGCGGACAUCCGAGCUCUGAUGAUAGACCGCAUCCAACUUCAACACGAACUCAGAGUGCUGGAAAGUGCAUUCACGCUGAGCGUAGUAACUCCAACGAUGCGCAUGAUUCUCAAAGAUCUUGUCCAGCUGGCUACUUCCCAGUAUUCAGAAGUGCGUAGUCGAGCACAAGGGGUUCUCAGUUAUUUACAACGCCAAUCUCCUAAAGCGUACCAGAUUAUAAUGGAAGAUCUAUUGAAUGGUCUAAAAUCUGAUGCAUCACAUGAACAACUUAAAGGCACGCUUUAUAUUCUUGCGGAGCACUCAUCAAAACAAAGGUCAUUGUUGGUGAUGCACAAUUGGAGCGUUGUUGGAGAACUGUGGGUUGCAGUCACCCGCAUUGUGCCAUCAGAAAAACCUUCCAUUAUUCAACUGUUGACCGCCAUUUCUACAUUGCUAUACCGCACGAUUGAAACUACAUCAAUCCACUUGACAUUUACAGAAGAAUGUCUAUCAUCUGCUCAAAUGAUAACUGAUGCAUCACUUGAAAAUCAAGAAUUGGAACAAUCCGCUCAAAAUGAGAAAGAUUGGGGACAAAAAAAUGAAGAAAUGUAUUAUCAACUACUUGAUUCUCUUGUUGGGAUUCUCGUCAGUGGUUCUCUUCAUUGGCGAAUGUACAAUCUGGCAUUCAAUAUGCUCUGCCUGCAGUUACGUGCUGACCUCCCUGCACCCACUAAAGUGGUCCGUGUGUUCAUCCAAAAUCUCCUUCACGACGCUAUUGCCGUGCGCAAAAUUGCUAUCAAAGGAACUGCAGCUAUUUGCAAACAGCAGAAAAGGAAGCACAAAAAAAUUGUUGUAAAUCCUGCAGAUAUAGCUCGUCGGUUCAGUCCGCCGCAUAUAAAAGAAUCCCCUAAAACUGGCCCAGGAGACCAGUGGGACAAUAGUUGGUUGCAGUAUCAAGGAGAAAAGCUUCCAAAGACGGUUGAAGAAUGGAAUCAACCUCGGUUCGUCCAUAAAACGCACGUUGGAUUUUAUACAUGGCCGAAGGUCAUGGAAGUCUAUGCCCCAGAAGAUCAACAACCACCUUUACCAGACAAAAGCAACAUCGAAUCACUUACUCCGGAGGAGAAGGAGAUCGCCGUUUUUUUCGACAGUGAAUCAAACAUUGAAAAAUUUGUUCAUUUCUUGUCUCUCGAGGAUAGAAAGGGAAAGGAUAAAUUUGGCGCCACUAGAUUUUCAUUCUUCAAAGGACUCUUCCGAAACUUUGGAGAUUUGUUUCUGGGUCAUUUUAUUCCACAUCUGGAGCGUCUAGUGCGCGAUCAACAUGAAGCAUCCCAACGUUGUGCGGCAGAAAUCAUAGCAGGCUUGAUUCGUGGGUCGAAGCAUUGGCCUUUUGCUAAAACAGAGGCGAUGUGGAACGUUCUUUGUCCUAUUUUGAGAACGGCUUUUAGUAAUGUCAACGUCGAAAGCAUCAGUGACUGGGGAACAGCGAUCGCGACGGCUUCAGAAUCCAGAGAUCCCAAUCGUAUUGGAUGGUUGAUGGAGCUCAUUUUAGAAGAUCGCCUAGAACAGGGAUCCUUUACCGAUUCAAGCAGAUUGUACAUGCUCCAAGGUGGCAUCUCCCAACAGGAAUGGAGGGUUUCGGAACUUCUGUUUCGCCUUUUGAAUCUUCUACGGCCUUACCUGAACCAUCCUUAUCAGAAUAUGCGCGAUCGUUUGGGUAGCGUUCUGACCAACAUAUUCCUCCACGAUAUCGACCUUCCUGGAGGGUCUGUCAGUUCGUCUCCUCGUGUCAAAGAUUUCGUUGAUGAAAUUUUGCCUCAGCUGUCUCUUCUAUUGGAUAAUGGCAAUCGUGACUCUCCAAUCGACUGGAAUACUAUCAAGGGCGAUGAAGAACGCAACAAAUCUCUUCGCCUAUUAAAAACUGUGAGUCAAUGGUUGUCCGGAAUGUGGACACGCAGCUAUGGGUGCCAACCGGAAGCUCAAUUGCUGUUACUUCCCUAUCUGUUUGCGGCUGAAAGUAGUGAUACUGAUAAAGAAUUGGCUCGUGAAUGCUCUCUUGCUUUGUGCUUCAUUUCCGCCACUGUAAUGAGUCCUUCGACCAUUGCAGUUGCAUUGAAAACUAUCGACGAAGUUGCACAUCACGGAUCCUGGAAGGCUAGAAUUGCUUCCCUAGAAUUUCUUCAAGUGUUCACCUUCAAUAAUUUAUUUAAUGUCACUCAUAUUUCGGAUGGAGUGGAUCGUGUUGCAUCGUUGGUUAUGUUUCUCCUAGCUGAUGAACGGUUGGAAGUUCGGGAGAAAGCUGCGCAGGUACUCGGAGGUUUGCUUCACUGUGAUUUCCUUGAUCGUGAAAAGAGCCAGAAGUUGCUUGAUCAGUUCCAGAAACAAGUAUCGCGCAAAUUUCCAAGAAACAUGCGGACUUCCGUGUUGCAGGAUGUCGACAUGGCGUUGAUUGUCAAAAGACAUGCUGGAGUCUUGGGACUAUGUGCUUUUGUUGACGCUUUUCCCUACGAUGUUCCCGACUUUUUACCCGAUAUCUUGGUUCAACUCGGAAAUCAUUUGAAUGACCCUCAGCCAAUUCCAGUGACGAUCAAGAAAACGCUCUCAAAUUUCCGUCGUACUCAUCAUGAUAAUUGGCAAUUCCACAAGCAAAAGUUUUCCGAUGAUCAACUUGUUACUUUGACAGACUUGCUCGUUUCGCCAAACUAUUAUGCGUGAAUACUGUCGAAAUUUCGUUAUGUCAUUUAGAUCUUUUUUGAAGGUACGCAUUUGUUUGAUUAAUUUGAAUCGAUUUUUCUUGAUUGAGUGAAAUUUUAGUUUAUUGAAGGCAUGUUUUUUUUCCAAUGGGUAAAUUUGAAUGGUAAGUUGGAUAUUUUGAAUGGAGGUUUUAAGUGAUUUAACCGUUUAAUUGAUGUUUACUACCAAAAGGAUUCAAAACAACAUAGAAAAAAAUACACAAUUUAUGGGAUAA
Daphnia pulicaria is the source of this 5848-nucleotide messenger RNA. Its product is annotated as proteasome activator complex subunit 4-like. The coding region runs from base 106 to 5595 and encodes 1829 amino acids. Gene Ontology annotation, molecular function: peptidase activator activity; proteasome binding. Gene Ontology annotation, biological process: proteasomal ubiquitin-independent protein catabolic process. The transcript is spliced from 18 exons. The record is from RefSeq and is a predicted model, not a curated record. Gene Ontology annotation, cellular component: nucleus; cytosol. NCBI's taxonomy places the organism in Eukaryota, Metazoa, Arthropoda, Branchiopoda, Diplostraca, Daphniidae.